This is a messenger RNA of Durusdinium trenchii, 825 nucleotides long. The record is from the annotation of a GenBank genome assembly. Lineage: Eukaryota; Dinophyceae; Suessiales; Symbiodiniaceae.
AUGAAGGUGGCGUCAGCAGUGAUGAGUGCGCCAGUGCAUAUUGGCAAGUUGAGAUGCAAUGUGGCUGUGCUGAUGGCAGCUUUGUCCGCAUGCCUGACACUGUUGUCCUACUCAGGUGUUCGUCGCGAACAAAUGAAGAGCGACCAGCUGGCAGCGUCCAGUCAAGGCUUUAUGAUGCGUGAUUGGGAGAAGCCAAAGCUGUUCUACGUGGAGAGGAAUUUUUGGAUCUCACUUCUGGGGCUUACUCUUUGGAUGACAGCAUGGCGUCUGGAGGCAACCUUCCGCUGGCGACCACGGCCACCCAAAGUCCCCAUGAAUCUGAAAGUUACCCGACUUCUUUGGAUUCUGGUGGGCUUUGCAGCUUUGUUGCUCGCUGACCUUCCGCUUUGCCGCCUGAACUAUCAGUUGCAGCUCUCCUACUAUGUCACUCCCGAGAAGGAAUCCUUGCUAAGUGCUGCUCCUGCAUGUGCGGGAGUGUUUGAGAGCAAUGCUGGAGCGAGUUGCGGCAGUUUUUGUGCGCAAGUCAGACGGGUCGCUGAGGAGCGACAGAACUGCGUGUUCUUCGCAAGAAGAUGGCACAUUUUAGGCCGUUGGGCUGCUAAGAUCUUCGACGACAUCCGGGGUGAGUCACAGGGGCCAGAGCACAUCAAUCAGCUCUUCCAGAAGAAGACGUGCGAGGGAGUGCUGCAGAGCGCAGACAAGAGCAAUCCAACGGUAAACACCUUCUGUUCCAUUUCUGCUGGAGUUGCUGUCCUAGCAGCGUUUGCCGCCUUCGCACAGGUCACCGGUGACAUGGCAAUUGAGCAGAAUCUUCACAAAGACUGA